AUGUUCCCAUCAACGCAUUCCAUUUCGUUCCUCCUUGUUGUAGCAACGUCUAAUUUAGCCGCCAGCUCUCCGGAUGCUACCGGCAGCUACAAGGGUUGCACCGUCACAGUCUACCUCGGUGCAACCAACGGCACGGACUAUGUGGCGUCCCGGGAAGGCUUCUGGUCAACCAUCCAAGGCGACGUAUCUCCCUCCUGCUUCUUUCAACCUGUCAGUGCCACCGAGGUUUCAGUCGCUCUCAGAGAUAUCCAGAGCACGGGUUGUCAGUUCGCAGUCAAAAGCAGAGGUCACUACUCCUACACAGCUUCGACGAUUGAGGGAGGUCUCGUGAUUGACCUGGUUCGGCUCAACAGAAUCACACUGAGCGAAGACAAGGGCUCGGCGAUCGUGGAGCCCGGAAAUACUUGGGCUUCCACAUAUGAGAAUCUCCAAAAGUCUGGCGUGACUAUCCCUGGCGGUCGGAUGUUUGGUGUGGGUGUCGGUGGGCUCACUCUUGGUGUCUCUUGGCUCAGUAAUCGCUACGGAUGGACUUGCGACAACGUGAUCGAGUUUGAGGUUGUCGUGGCCAGCGGUGAGAUUGUGACUGCAUCAACAACAUCAAACCCGGACCUCUAUUGGGCCCUUCGAGGAGGUGGCAAUAACUUCGGUGUUGUCACCAAGUUCAAGUUCAACACAUUCCCGCAGGACAAGAUGUGGUACGCAAAGCUCCGUUACAAUGCCACUGAGAACAUCACGGCAAACGCGGCAUUCGCGGACUGGGGUACCGUUCAGUCCCCCAAAGAUCUUGGCAACGCCGCGGUUUUGUCCUGGAACGCACAAGCCAGUGGAGCUCCCGUUGGCGUCGCGAUCUUAGUGCACCAGAAGACGUUUGACAAUAACACCCAUCCUCCCGUCGUCGACAAGUUCUACAACUCUAAGCCAUCAGCCAUCGAAACGGUCAACGUCUUCCAUGCAGAUAUUGCCGAGAACCUUCUGUUCCCCGCCAGCAUCUUGCGAAGUUCUUUGUGGACCACGUCAUUUAUCCUGGACGCCGACUUGCUGCAAGUAGUAUUCGAGAUCUGGAACCAGGAAGCCAGCGCACUGGCUUCCAUCUCCAUCCAGCAGAUCCAGAUCCAGGCCAUCACCAAAUCUCAGUUCGAGUUGAUGCAACGAAGCGGCGGUAAUCCUCACGGACUCGGGGAGCAGUCGCAGCCUCUUGGCUUUGUGAACCUAUGGGCAAGGUGGGAGAACAGAAAAGACGACGAUGCCAUCUACAGAGCUCAGAAGCGCACGGAAGAGAGAAUCAACAAGGUGGCGGAUGAGAUGGGCCUUGCUUCGGGAUACAAGUACACGAACUACGCCAGCCAAUUCCAGGAGCCGUUCGCUGGUUAUGGGCAGGCCAACAAGGAACGCUUGAGGUCAAUUGCUGAGAAGUAUGAUCCAAGCGGCGUUUUCCAAGAACUCUCCCCUGGCGGCUUCAAGGUUACGAAAGGUGCCCCUCAGAUCCUCUGA
This is a messenger RNA of Colletotrichum acutatum, 1491 nucleotides long. RefSeq lists its product as uncharacterized. NCBI's taxonomy places the organism in Eukaryota, Fungi, Ascomycota, Sordariomycetes, Glomerellales, Glomerellaceae. The transcript is spliced from 3 exons. The record is from RefSeq and is a predicted model, not a curated record. Bases 1 to 1491 code for a protein of 496 amino acids. Gene Ontology annotation, molecular function: FAD binding.